Molecule: messenger RNA, 121 nt
Organism: Racocetra persica
Lineage: Eukaryota; Fungi; Glomeromycota; Glomeromycetes; Diversisporales; Gigasporaceae
Source: the annotation of a GenBank genome assembly
ACAUCUCAAACUUUCAGACUAUGAAAUUGAUAUAAAUAAUUUACUUCCUGAUUCCAUGCAUCUCAAAUAUACCGAAGCAGAUGUUGCCAUCUAUCCAGGUAUAAAUCGUGAUGGUUGGUAG